This is a messenger RNA of Penicillium argentinense, 2103 nucleotides long. RefSeq names its product Zn(II)2Cys6 transcription factor. Gene Ontology annotation, molecular function: DNA-binding transcription factor activity, RNA polymerase II-specific; DNA binding; zinc ion binding. Gene Ontology annotation, biological process: regulation of DNA-templated transcription; DNA-templated transcription. The record is from RefSeq and is a predicted model, not a curated record. NCBI's taxonomy places the organism in Eukaryota, Fungi, Ascomycota, Eurotiomycetes, Eurotiales, Aspergillaceae. Bases 1 to 2103 code for a protein of 700 amino acids. The transcript is spliced from 6 exons.
AUGCCGCCAACAAGUCAAACUCCUCGCACGCGCCGCCAUCGGUCUGCUGUUGCGUGCCAGGCGUGUCGCCAGCGGAAAGUGCGCUGCAGCUUGACUGUCACUGGUGUACCUUGUGCUGGCUGUACCCAGGAUGGUUCUGAGUGUGUUGUGGAUAUGGACCGGGCAAAACUGUUAGAAGAAUUCAACCCAUACUGUUUUGUCCGCGAUGCUAAUGAGGACAAUUCUGUCAACAGCCCCAAACAGCUCAACCAGCUAACGCCACGGCGUGCUCGCCGGGUACAGAGUCAGCCAAUUGGCUCAAACUUCAUGCCUGGCCUUAGCCAAGAUCCCUCAUUCACCGGGGCGACCGGUUCCGACGAUUUGCCCGCUGUUCAUGUCCAAUCGGCACAGGAUGUGCUUGAUGAGAAUAGCGUUUCCGAUCCUAGGUUUCCAAAUAUCGAAGAUGAGGAGCGCAACGGACGUGAGAUCGUUUCGGCCGCGUUGGGCCAACCAGAAAGAACUGGGGAGGUACCCUAUUAUACCGGAGAAUGGACUGGUCCAACCUCGGCUCUCGAUAUUUGCUCACCCGGCCAGUCUCUACCAAAGCAUUUCCUUAUUCCAUCCCACAGAAAAAGCCUAUCUGAUGAGGACCGUGAUUUUCUUAGCAGGAAAGGAGUUUUCACACUACCUGGCAAACGCGCCUGUGAUGGCAUGAUUGAGGCAUAUCUCCUCAAUGUGCAUCCCAUACUUCCGGUGGUAGAAGCCGACGUGCUUUUACAGUAUCAUUCCGCUGGGAGGCUACAGGAUUACAACAUAUUACUCCUCUGGAGCCUGUUCUUUGUCGGGGUCAAUUUUAUCCCCACAAGCAUCUGCGAGGAGGAAGGUUUCGCAUCAAAAAGGGCAAUGAGGUUUGAAAUGUACUCUCGAGCAAAAUGCAUGUACAACAAUGGCAAUGAAAGGAGUAAUAUUGUUCUAUUACAGUCGUCGCUACUCAUGGGAUUCUGGCACUCGGACAUAGAAGAACAUACCACACCAUGGUAUUGGACGGGCAUUGCAAUAAGCCUUUGUCAGAUUCUUGGCCUGCAUCGAGACCCUGGCACAUCGAGUUACAACUCUUCCAUUACGGACCGACAGAGGUUUUUCUGGCGGCGACUUUGGUGGUGCUGCCUCUUUCGAGAUCGUUGGCUCGGCCUUACCCUGGGAAGACCCCUGCGCAUCAAUCUUGAUGACUGCGAUAUUCCCAUGCCCUCAGUUGGAGACAUGCUGUUCGACAGUGGCGUUUUAAGAGAGACAAAUCAUGUUCCCAUCGCUCUAGGCGACAUACAACGAUUGGCAGAAUACUGGAUUAUUCUUAUUGAACUCAGCUGUCAUCUUGGCAGAAUAUUGGCCAUGAAUUACAGGCUUGUGCGGACCAAACCAUCGUUACAUGAAGUUGAAACGCUCGAGAAACAACUGCUACAAAUCAGACUGCCAGACCAGUACGAGAGUUGUUUGACGCCAAGCUCGAGGUUUCAUGCAAACCAUGUCCAUUUGCAUUACCGGGCGAUGCUGAUUACUUUCUACCGGCCCUGGUGCAUGGAGCUCCCCAGCGACAUCAGUUCCUCAGCUGGUAAAGAAUGGCAGCAUCGAAUGAGACUGAGAGCGGACGCAGCAGCGUCUCAAACCAACGAGAUACUUGACGCACUAGUUCAAGAUAAUCUCUUGGGAUUUGCCGGUCCUAUGACUCCUCCACUUCUCGUCCCAGCAAUGCAAGUGCAUUUGCUUCAUUGCAAGACUGGGGACAUACUUUCUAAGCGGGUCCGACUCAACAAGCUCGAAAUGUGCAUGCUGGUCAUGGAGGAGCUUCAGAAAACAUACACGGUCGGCUCGAUCUACCGCGCGAUAUUCACCAAGGCCAUUCAGCUGAUCUUUCCGGGAUACUCUGCGCCUCGAGCGCCUUUUAGCCCACCCUCGGUUUCUAAGACUACAGUGCAGCCUGAAAGCUCGCCUGUGGAAGCUGAGGCCCCGGAUUAUAGUCAACUUGGUGAUGGCGCAUUCGGGAAUGUGGGUGAUGGAGAACUGAUGAAUGCACUGAUGGAUGAAGCUUCCAUCUUUAGUUUUUGGGAGACUUGGAAUCAAUUAUGA